AGGUUUUCUCGGGGAGUGAGUUCUAUUAUAACGCCAAACCAACCAGAUCUUAAAAGAGGUCUUACAAAAUAUGGAGGAAAAUAUACUAUAACAUUAAUUCCGGGUGACGGAAUUGGUCAAGAAACUGCUAAUGCCGUGAAGACUAUUUUUAAGGCAGCUAAUGUUCCUGUUGAAUGGGAACAAUUAGAUGUAACUGGUUAUACUCAGGAAGAUGAUAUUUUAUUUGAACAAAGUGUUCAAA
Molecule: messenger RNA, 241 nt
Organism: Dentiscutata erythropus
Lineage: Eukaryota; Fungi; Glomeromycota; Glomeromycetes; Diversisporales; Gigasporaceae
Source: the annotation of a GenBank genome assembly